AUGGUCAUCGGGCACUUGUUUGACCUUUGUAGGAGAGUGUUAGCUCUGAACGUCAAAUGCAGUAGCUGUGGCCGCCUGGUGGCCACGGGGAAUGGCUGCCCUCAUCAGAGCAAGUGUAUUCUCAAAGUACCUGUACGGUAUGGCGUCAUAUACGAUCUUGAGGCAACGGAGAUGAAUCUAAUUAUCAAGAUGGAACUGUCAAAGUUGAAACGCGUUGCUCCCUCUGUAAUAGACUCUGACACCUCCCCUCAGCCUGCCUCUCGGUCGUGUCAGUGUGCUGCCCUCACCUGCUCGGGGUUCGACGAGAAGGGAAUCACAGAGAUGAAUGAAGAACAGAUAGCGACCGUCUGCUUGUCUGUGCUGAAGGGUUUGGCCGUCCUCCACGCACAAGGGGUGAUUCACCGAGACAUCAAGAGCGAUUCCAUUCUCUUAACCCACGACGGAAGGGUGAAGCUAUCGGACUUCGGGUUCUGUGCCCAGGUGUCAAAGGAUGUGCCAAGGCGCAAGUCACUGGUGGGCACACCUUACUGGAUGGCACCAGAGCUCAUCUCCCGGAUGCCAUAUGGUCCCGAGGUAACUUCGUGCUUUUCCUUAUCGGCUUCAUUCUCAACAACAAACCACAAUCACUGCACAGCAAUUUUUUUCGAAUCUGUUGCUUCUCCAGAAACUUUGUUUUGUUUGUGAUAGACUGCUUGAAGCUGAAAACAAAUAUAAUUUCAG
This is a messenger RNA of Hypanus sabinus (Atlantic stingray), 720 nucleotides long. RefSeq lists its product as uncharacterized. Gene Ontology annotation, biological process: regulation of MAPK cascade; protein phosphorylation; intracellular signal transduction. The transcript is spliced from 5 exons. Bases 1 to 684 code for a protein of 227 amino acids. The record is from RefSeq and is a predicted model, not a curated record. Gene Ontology annotation, molecular function: ATP binding; protein serine/threonine kinase activity. Lineage: Eukaryota; Metazoa; Chordata; Chondrichthyes; Myliobatiformes; Dasyatidae. Gene Ontology annotation, cellular component: cytoplasm.